UGUACACGCAUCACGGUACAAGUUUUUAAUUUAAUACAACUGGUGUUCAGUUUCUGAGGAGUGACAACGUUGUGUAGUCGUUAAGCUAGCGUAAAUAACUACUCGUUAACAAACGUGGAUACAUAUGACAUGUGACACAUCAUUUUCAAAUGUCUUCCCCUAAGCCUACCGAAUAUUCAGCCAAUUAUCAACGCUUUAACGAUGAUGCAGAUCUAUCACUUGAGCAGGACACUUCUCAACGAUCAUGUCAAAAAUAUGGAUCAAUGUUAUCAUGUUCUUUCUCAGGGAACAACAUAAAUUCACCAGUUAGCAAUAGUGAAAACAAUCAGUUUCAUCAAAAGAUUGAGACUGAUGAAGUAGAAAGAGAAACCAUGACUGAUAAUGCUGUGCUUCCCUUGCAUGAUUCCUUUUCAGAUCAUGAUUUAUAUUGGGAAAUGAAUUAUCAUAAAGCUGCAAUAUUUUUAGAGGAAGGUAGGAACAACGAAAAGUUUGAGUCUCAUCCAAAGCAUCCAAAAGAUUUACCAGCAUAUCUAUUAGUUCAUAAUAAUUGGUACUAUGGAUUAGAUUUAUUGACUUCACUUUUACUUUUGGUUUUGGCUGUGGUAGAAGAGCCAGCUGUACCAUUAUUUAGAAUACCAGUAUGGGCACACGGAUCAAUAGAACUUUUUGCUUUGAUGAUUAUAGGCAUUGAAUUAACUUUAAAAUUAAGAUGGAUUGGUUGGGCAACUAUGUUGAAGCAUAAAAGAACAAUGCUGAAGUGUAUUACAUUGGCCAUCAUGUUUUUAGAGGCAAUGACGGUUUUAGUAAGGCAAUCGUCACAUUUUCGCGUGACACGCGCUUUAAGGCCUAUCUUUUUAGUAGACACAAAAUGUUUCGGAAAUGUACGAAGAUUUAUAAGACAAAUAUUGCAGACACUCCCUCCAAUUUUGGAUAUGUUGGGCCUGCUUUUAUUUUUUAUUACACUUUACACAGUAUUGGGUUAUUACAUGUUCUCUGACAUGAAUCGAUAUUUUUCCACAUUGCAAGAUAGUUUUGUAAGUCUUUUUGUCCUUCUCACCACUGCUAAUUUUCCAGAUGUAAUGAUGCCUUCGUAUUCAAAAAAUAAGUGGUAUGCAAUAUAUUUUGUUUCUUACUUAUCCACAAUGUUAUAUGUGAUGAUGAAUUUGAUGUUAGCAGUCGUGAAUGAAACAUUUACAGCCGCUGAACGUGAUAAGUUUAAAAAGUUGUUUUUGCAUAAAAGGAAAGCAUGUCAACAUGCUUUCAAUUUACUAGUUUCAAAACAGAAUCCAGAUAAAAUGCGAUUCCGUCAGUUUGAGGGAUUAAUGCGAUAUUAUGCUCCAAAUAAAAGUAUCAAAGAUAUUGUUUUAAUGUUUCGACAUCUGAAUGCAUCCGGGUCUGGAGUGUUAAGUUCUGAAGAAUUUUUAAAUAUUUAUGACACAACAAUACUUCAGUGGGAACCACAAUAUUCCAGUGUACCUUGGUAUCAUAGCACAUCUCAGCCUAUGCAAAUUCUUUGCACUGGAGCUCAUGCUGCUAUAAGAUGGUCCUACUUUGAAUCUGUGAUGUAUGUAAUGAUUGUUGCGAAUGGUAUUACUAUGAUAAUAAGAAUAUUGCAGCCAAGUGAUAUUCUACAUAGUGCGCGUCUAUUUGCAGCAUCUUGGGAUACUUUCCUUUUUGGGGGAAUAUUUGUGACUGAAGCACUGAUUAAAGUAUUAGGCCUUGGGACAAGAUGGUAUCUUAGCUCUGGAUGGAAUCUUUUUGAUUUAGGCACAUCUGUAAUGACACUCGUUGCUGCUUGUAUUUUACGUAUCUUUCCAUCGGCAACAUUCUUUGUUUUAUUUAGACCACUUAGAGUUUUACGAUUAUUUAAAAUGAAGAAAAGAUAUCGAGACGUUUUUGGCACACUUGUUAUUUUAACUCCUUUAAUGUCUUCCACUGCAGUGGUCAUGCUUGUUUUAUACUAUUUCUUUGCGAUCAUUGGAAUGGAAUUGUUCGCUGGAUACAAUAUGCGAAACUGCUGCAAAAAUACAACCGUUGAAGAUUUUUACAAGUAUUCCGCCAACGAAAGUACUGCAUUAGGAUAUUACUAUUUAAAUACUUUUGAUAAUCUCAUAGCCAGUGGUAUGACGCUCUUUGAACUAACAGUUGUUAAUAACUGGUUUAUAUUGAUGAAUGCAUAUGCGUUUACUGUUGGCAUGUAUACAAGACUAUAUUUUAUGGUAUUUUAUCUGGUAACAAUGAUUGUGUUAACGAUUGUAGUGUCCAGUUUUUUGGAAGCAUUCCGAUUUAGAAUACACUAUAAAAAAUCAACAUCUAAACGUGACGAAGAGAAAAUGCUCCAUGAAGAAGUAGAACUGAGGUGGGACGAUUUACAAUGUAUAAUAGAAGAUUUUCAGAUUCUAGAAAAGCUAAGGCCUUCGCUCAUAGUCGGUGGAAUCACUGUUUUUAUUGGAUCGCGUCCUCGAACGCGAGAAGUUUUGCAGAAAAAAAUGUAUACGAGUGAACUUAACGAAUGGAUCGCAGAAGCAAAAGAGACUGAAAGACUUUAUUUAUCAAAUCCUGUAUAUAACGCAGAUGAGAACUUUGGGGAGGAUGGAAUAUCUGAUUCAGAUCACCUUAGAUCCAGUGGAAACUCGCGAGCGACGUAUCGUAGUACAUCUAAUGUUCUGUAGUCUUUAAACAUAAUAAGUCCUAUCAUUAUCCCAUAAUUUUCAUGUUACAUAUCUUGGUAAUGUGUUAAUUUAAAUAUUGGAAUAUAAAAGUUUAACUUGUAGCUAGUGUACUUAACCGAAAUCCAGAAGACAAGUGUAAUGAAAUAGCCCACAGUAUUUAUUUGUAUCGGUAUAACAAUAAAAUUUACAUAAAUACGAAAAUAGUACA
This is a messenger RNA of Dufourea novaeangliae, 2880 nucleotides long. RefSeq names its product two pore calcium channel protein 1-like (gene Tpcn1). Gene Ontology annotation, molecular function: voltage-gated channel activity; monoatomic ion channel activity; calcium ion binding. Gene Ontology annotation, biological process: monoatomic ion transport; transmembrane transport. The record is from RefSeq and is a predicted model, not a curated record. The transcript has 12 exons. Gene Ontology annotation, cellular component: lysosomal membrane; endosome membrane. Bases 150 to 2672 code for a protein of 840 amino acids. NCBI's taxonomy places the organism in Eukaryota, Metazoa, Arthropoda, Insecta, Hymenoptera, Halictidae.